Melanotaenia boesemani (Boeseman's rainbowfish) is the source of this 6530-nucleotide messenger RNA. It is a transcript of the gene pgap6, whose product is annotated as post-glycosylphosphatidylinositol attachment to proteins 6. Lineage: Eukaryota; Metazoa; Chordata; Actinopteri; Atheriniformes; Melanotaeniidae. Bases 107 to 2392 code for a protein of 761 amino acids. Gene Ontology annotation, cellular component: plasma membrane. The record is from RefSeq and is a predicted model, not a curated record. The transcript is spliced from 13 exons.
AGUAUUUUGCGCGUAAGAUGAAUUAUGUGUUUUUAGUUGAAGGUUUUGUGUGACAACACAGGUGGACACGGAAAGAUGUGAUGAUUUGGACGGUGGCAGAGGAAACAUGGAAGUUAGGUUACUGCGCGGUCUCCUUUUUGUCGCCCUGACGGUUUGGACGUUAGGAGACGAUGGCCAGGUGACUUUUGUAUCAGAGCUUUCUUCCAAACCUGCUCAGAAGCUGUCAAAGUACAGCUGGUAUGGCAAUGUCAGGCUGCAGAGGUUCCACAUACCGGAGGAGACCGCCAUCGCCCGCUGGCUGUUCUCAGUGACAAAGGGCCACAGCUUCCACUGUGGACAGCAUAAUGUCACCAUCCAUAUUCGAUGGGGCGCCCCUCCUGUCAUAAACCCAAUGGGGUUGGUGUUUCCCAAUGCAACAGUCUGGAGCCCCUGUUUGUCUCUGAUUCUGCCGGUAACCUCACAGAACUCUGCAACGUUUAACCUCACGGACCCGGCUCCAGGUGAUUGGUACGUUGCUGCUCACUUGCCUGAGGAUGACGGCCGUAUAGAGCAGAAGGGCUUUCCAUCCUGCUCCUACUUCUUCCAGCCUCAGCUUUCUAUCAGGAGAGCAGUGGACACUCCUGUUUUACAGCAGGGAUCAUUCCUGCAACAGACUGCAGCCCCUGACAGACCUGCACGCCUUAAGUUUUAUGUUCCAGAGUUUGCCUCCUCUCUCGCCGUCUCUGUGUCUGACUGCUCGUCAGGGAGAGCAGCAGAGAGUGGAAAUUGUUCCCUGCUCCUCAGGAUUGGCUCUGUAUCUCUGCAGCAGGGCCCGGUAACAGUAAACUGCUCAGGGGUUGGCUGCUCUGCCACUCUCUCUAACCCACCUUGGGACACCUGGUUACAAGUUGUCGUGGAGAGCAGCCAAAUCAACCACACUGUGACCUUUAGCAUCUCCUCAAACCACACAGUGGGAUGUAAGCCAAAAAGUGUGGGCCUUAAACCAGAUGAUGACAUGAACAAGCGCCGCGUCAACAUCAGCCAGAGCGGCUCAACGUCAGCAGGCAACAGCUCUGCGUCUACAGAUGUGACCAGGUUUGGCAACCAGUCUGCUGCUCUGCUGGGGUCAGUGUGUGUGCAGAGCAUCCCUGUGCUGUGCGAGGAGCUGGACGUCCUCUCGCUCCGAUUCACACCCGUCAAUGGACCCAACGUCAGCGUCUCGGACACACACCCCACACUGCUCACCUACCCCCUGCACACACAAGCAACGGGUGGUACACUCAACCUGCAGCUCACACUCAACACUACUAAUACAACACUGGGGAACAGCAGCAGCGUGGUGGCCUGUUUUUCUCCCUGGGCUCCAAUCCUUGAACUCAACCACUCUCAGCCCUGUCGCACAGCUUUGUUCGGAGGGCAUGGUCUUAGCGUGAAUGCCAGUUUUCCUAAAGCUGUGGUCAGGCUGCCCUUCCCUCAGUCCACAACGUGGUACCUCACCAUGCAGCUCGUGUGCAACAGCAGCAGUAACUGUGGCAAUACAUCAGUAGCGUACGUGGUCCCGGAGGUGUUUAUCAGUGCCUGUGUAGAGAACUGUGGGCCGUAUGGCGAAUGUAGACUGCUGAGGUCCUACAGCUACCUGUACGCUGCCUGUGACUGCAAGGCUGGCUGGAAUGGCUGGGGCUGCACUGACGACUCGACGGCCCAGUCAUACAGUCGCCAGCUGACGUCGACUCUGCUGCUGACGCUCAGCAACCUGUCUUUCUUGCCCGCCAUCGUGGUGGCCAUCAAACGCUUCUACAUCACCGAGGCCUCCGUCUACCUCUUCACCAUGUUCUUCUCCACGUUCUACCAUGCAUGUGACCAGCCAGGUGUGGUCGUACUGUGUAUGAUGGAAUACGAUACCCUACAAUUCUGUGACUUCCUGGGGUCGGUCUGUUCCAUCUGGGUCACCAUCCUGUGCAUGGCUCGAAUCAUAGACGCAGCCAAAUAUACUCUAUUCAUGCUUGGGACUCUGCUGAUUGCCAUGUCAAUGCAACUGGACCGCAAAGGCCUGUGGAACCUGCUGGGCCCCAUCCUCUGUGCCAUAAUGUUCAUGAUCAUCACCUGGGUGUACCGAGGGGUCCGUCGCCGACAUUGUUACCCGCCCUCUUGGCGGCGCUGGGUUUGUUACCUCCUCCCUGGAGCCCUCUGCGCUCUCGUCGGAGUAUGUCUGUACAGUUUUGCCGAGACGGAGGACAACUACUACUACACACACUCGCUGUGGCACAUCCUGGUGGCCAGCUGCGUGGUGUUCCUGCUGCCACCGAAGGAGAGGGGGGCGCUGGGCUGGAGCUGGGGCUGGAGCUGGAGACCCAGGGUUUGUGGAUAUACACUCUGUCAGAGCAGCAAAGAGGAACUCUACACUGUCACAUAGCAGAUCAGGAGAGUCUGUAAAGAGGCAAAGCGACUGGUUAUUGAUUGUUGGACAGUGUGAUGCUUUCAAGUACAGUAGACAUUCACAAGCACUGUGUGCCUGAUAAAACAACACAAUCUGACUUUAUCUUUGACACAUUUUAAACAUGGGGUGUCGAAAUAUUUGACAUUAAUUGUGGAAAAAAAGCAAAAAAUAUCUACAUGAUAUUUGAUCUCGCCCAAUAAAACCCAAACAAUAUAAAAGGAGAAUAUUUUUAUUUUUAACCAUUUUCAAAGAUGCUUAGAUCCUAUUUGAGUGUAAUUUGGCUUCCAGCAAAGUUUAUUCUCUUUAAAGUUUUGUAAUGAGAUCAAUUAUCGUGAACGCUUUCGACCAUGAAAGUCAGAUAUCACAAAAGCCCUUUUUUAAAGCUUCAUAGGUAAGUAAAUUUAUUUAUUUAUUCUUUACAUAAAGUUCCACAGUUCAUGUGCAUCAAGUGUAAAACUGUCUAUAUAUUUGGAUGCAAACUCUUUGUGCAAACUGAAUCUGCUGCAACCUCCACCAGGAAUUGUUCUGAACACUGCAACCUUCAGGUACCAGACCUCCUGAUUUUUAGCCUCACAAGCAGGAGUUUGUGCUCAUCAUGUUUGUGUAUAUUUUUAGUAGGAUAGGAUGUGAAUGUUUGAAAUAUUUCUGUAUAAUAGCACUUUGUGGAACUCUUUUAAAUCCUUAUAUUCAGAUUAUCCUCAAGUCUCCAGAUGCAAUAUGAGAUAUUUACAGCUGAUACAAACCCUCCUCACUCUGGUAUCUUUGUUUUUUCCUCACAGGCCUUGGUAAAAUUUGAAGAAUUCAAACUUCUUGAUCAGUUUUAAAUGUGCUUCAUCCUAAACAGCCAGGUAGUAGCAAAAUAUUUGCACUCUUAUCACGUGGUUGGUCAAUGUUUCUCACAUUUACUGUUUCCUAACAAACUGUAUUUUUUUGUUGUAUUACUGUUCAAAACUAUCAGAGGUUCUUAUUGCAAAACUAAAUAGAUAUUUCUCUUUUCAUUUUAACUGUCACCCUGUCAGUGGAAAAGAAGCAGCUGAAGGUUUUAGUAAUAAUAAAAUACUGUAAUACUGGACUUUUACUGGCAGCAGCUGACGUUGUUUUAUGCCUCUUUCCUGUGGCAGAGAUGAGCCGUUGUCUUCAGAUGUCUGAUGAUCUCUGCAUGCUGCAUUUGAUGAAUUUUUUGCACGUUGAUGCAAGUCAAAGAAAACCCCUACAAAAGGAGUGAGAUGUACUAUUUGGUAACCCGUAUGUGGCUUUUCAGUCCCGACUUAAGCCUUUUUUUAUGAAACCUGACAAUAAGAUGCAAAGUUUACACCAAACCUUUCUUUCCUUAUUCACGGUCUAAUAACUGAUCACACAAAGCAUCUGUGAUUUCAGUUAAAUAAGCUGCAAAAUUGUUAGUGUUUGUUGUUAUUUAUAAACUGUCUUGGCAAAUCUGAGAGGUGUACUGUGGAUGGUUUGCAGUCAUAUUUAGUGUAAAGCACUUUGGUGCUUCUACACUGAACACAUGACCUGCUUUAAAAAAGUUUAUCUUCACAGUUUCAGGUUAAAUCGAGUGUAAAAUGCAUCGUAAGGUCACCAAUUCCGAUGAGGAUAUCCAAGACUUUAAUUAGACUAAAGCAAUAUUUAAAUGUAAUCGGAGACAAGAGUAGAAAAGGUAAAGUCUGAUUUUGUCAAAAAGGAAGAAUUUAAAAGGGGAAAGAAAACAUUGAAUAAAUAUUAGAUAACUGACAUUUCACUAAUUAUCUUUAACUUUAACUACUGUACCGCUUUCAGAUGUUGGUGUUUCAGUCUCCAAAUGUAACUUCCAAUUGUGUGAUUUAGUAACAUCUUUCUAGUUUAUAUAAAACACUUUAUCCAGCUUGAAACUCAACCUUAACCACAAACCAGCAUUAACAGCUACCCGUGUAGAUCAGGGGUCACAAUCUCCUGACCUCCUCGGCCAGUGUCCUGCAGGUUUUACAUGUUUCCCUGCUGCAAACACAUCUGACUCAAAUGAAUGGGUCAUUAAGAGGCUUGCGCAGAACUUGACAACAAGCUGUUGGAUAAUCAUUUGAUUUGAAUCAGGAAAACCUCUAAACCCUGAAGGACCCUGGCCUUCAAUUCUGUAGUUCUGUAGGUUUCCGGUCCUUGAGGGCCAUUGUCCUGCAGGAUUUUGUUUUUUUUUUUUCUUUCCCUGCUCCAACACGCCUGACUGAAAUUAAUGGAUCAUUUGAAUCAGGUGUGUUGGAACAGGGAAACAACUAAAACCUGCAGGAUAAUGGCUCUUGAGGACCAGAGUUUGACCCCUGUGCUGUACUUGGUGAUCCCUGAUGUAGAGCAUCAGCCUGUUUUGAGCUUCUGGGUUACCAGAAAAGCCAUCCUAUAAAGCAUUUUCCUUACUACUGUGGCACCAUUUAGAAUGAAACAAACAGGUAUGAUAUUUAUUUCCAAAAAGAAUAGUUACAAUAAAGAAAUAAUGCACCAACAAUUUCUUUCUUUUUGUGCUAAGUUUAGUUGUUAAUGCAGUAAUAAGUAAUAAUGUUCUUUGUUUUAAUGUCUUGUCUUGCUUUGCCAGUUCUCAGAUUAGAUUGGACGUAGAUGUGGAAAUUCACAGACCUAUGCCUACAAAUAGGAGAAUAUUCUCUUAAUUAAAUUUAGCUUUGAUUUGGUCUGAACCUAACAUGACUUCUGUGUUACUAUGAGGUGAAGAUCUCAUUAAAUGAGCGGCAAGUGUGUAUUUAUUCAGAUUUGUGCAACUAAUUAUUUUCUGCAGCGUCUUCACAACUUUCUCUUUUUAUUAAGGAAGUGUCAGGGAGUUAUCGUUAAAUCCCUUUUAUGGGAACGUACGCUGAGUUGAAGUUAAAUAGAAACAUCAGAACCAGCCAGCUGACUUAAAUCAAACUUUAAGUUAAACUUUAUUUAUAAAGGACUUUUCAUGCAAAAGCAGCACAAAGUAUUUUACAUAAUGACGACAAAUUUUAAAUAUAUAUAAAAUUUUCAUACAUUCAAGUAUAUAACAUAAAAAUUCACACCCACACAACACACAUAUACAACCCCCCACCCCUCUUUGCACCAACAUAAACUCUGACUUCUGGUUUCUCUCUCUUUAACUGAAACAUCACUAUUAAAACAUAACUUGCUGUGUUAAACUUGCUGCACCCUGAUGGAUUUCAGCCAUUUCUUUCUCAUCCAAAAGCUGGGAGCUGUAUAAUGGCUUAAUUUCUGUUUUCAGUAUCCAAAUUCCAAGGCCCAUUGAAUGCAGCACGCUCUCAGAUUUUUGCCAAACAGACCUUUUGGAGGCAGUUUAUGAAACAGACUUAAAACAACUUUAUCACAUUUGCAGUUGGAACUCCCAAAGACCUGUGAGCACUUUUUGAUGUUUGGUCCCAUUUAACCUUCUUCCAUGUGUGUGUCUUAACUGGAAUUCAGGGCCAUUUAAUUUAAUGUGGAAGUGGACUGGAUGAGACGAGGUAGCUUCGUCACACACUCGGAGAAAAUCAGGUUUACAGAUUGACAUGCAACUCCUCCUGAAACUUUAUUUUUGUCUUGUUGUAAAACUUUGAAUUUUUCCUUUUUACCAGCGUUAUUCUGAAGCACUUUUAUGAUGUAUUUUUACCUAAAUGUGUUUGAAUCAGCACUGGAUGAAUGUAUAUAAAGACUGUCUAGUGCCUCCUCUUGUCUUUUUUGUGGAUGAAUUGUGUGUAGUGCGAGUGUGUGUUUAGCUGUUGAACUCUUCAUAUUUCAAGUAAAAUAAGACCUGUACUCCAGUUUGUGUCAUCCAUGUAUUUGUCACAUUUUCCCUUGUGAUUUCACACAUUUUCAGUUUGAUCCUGUCAGCCUCCCUUGUUUCAUUUACUUUUUCAACCUUUUUUAUAUUUUUUUUAUUUUUUUGCUGUGUAUGCGUGAGACUCACUCCGUCACUUUUCAGUAGGAACGUGGGGACAAAAGCAUUUUACCACUACAGCUAAUCUUUGUUCUCAGUUUGAAGAACUGAAAUGUUUAUUGUAAAAUCUGCUUUUACUUCCCUGAUCUGUAAAGUUAUUUUCAAUCUGUUGAAUGUCAAAACAGCUUUUAGCUCACAAAAAAGUAAAUAAAUAUGUUGUACAGGGUGAAAUGUAAAAUGUUUUCGUGA